Messenger RNA from Oreochromis aureus, 3248 nucleotides. Its product is annotated as NUAK family SNF1-like kinase 1. Bases 409 to 2526 code for a protein of 705 amino acids. Lineage: Eukaryota; Metazoa; Chordata; Actinopteri; Cichliformes; Cichlidae. The transcript is spliced from 7 exons. Gene Ontology annotation, molecular function: ATP binding; tau-protein kinase activity; protein serine/threonine kinase activity. The record is from RefSeq and is a predicted model, not a curated record. Gene Ontology annotation, biological process: microtubule cytoskeleton organization; intracellular signal transduction; protein phosphorylation. Gene Ontology annotation, cellular component: cytoplasm.
GACAUUCCCCGCAUGCCUUCUUCCCCCGUGUUUGUGCCGCUGGGUAGGUCAAGUAUUCGCUGGAAAAACCCAAAUUAAUCCCAAACGAGUGUGACGCUCGGAGAUGUUGCCUUGUGGAGGCUCCGCCCCUCGCCUCGGAGCGUGUGGUUCCCAUCGCUCCUGUUGCUGUGUUCCUGAGACUCAGAGUGAUAGUAGAAAACAACAGCUGGGCCGAUGGAUCAGACGGCUUUGGGGGAUUUUUUAAUUUUCAGACCAUUACAGAAGCCUCUUUUAAACGUGUGAGACUCUAUAUGGACAACCCGAUCAUUAAAAAGAGCUCCAGCUGCUUUUUAUCAAAACUCAAAGUGAUUUGGGGAUCCGGUCCCGAGGAAAGCUGCUCCUGACAGGUGCGCACAGUGCGCAGAGAGGAUGGGCAGACGUGAGGCGGACAGCAGAGGCGCAAUGAACACCAGCGGACGCUCCGAGCUGGGCUGCCUGCAGGACGCGGCGUUCAGCAGCCAGCAUGGCGGCGAGCAGUCACCGAGAAUGGACAGCCGCCGUGCCUGCAACGCGGAGAAGCGACAGAGAAACAUGAAAGCAGGCGUGGAGGCGCCGGGCCAGGCAUCCACAGCCGCAGCGUCCAUGGAAGUAAAAAAGCAUCAGCACAAGCACAACUUAAAGCACCGUUAUGAGGUGAUGGAGACGCUGGGGAAAGGCACCUACGGCAAAGUGAAGAAAGCGGUGGAGAGAGCGAGCCUGAAGACGGUGGCGAUCAAGUCAAUCCGCAAGGAGCGCAUCACGGACGACCUGGACAGAAUUCACAUCCAGAGAGAGAUCGAGAUCACAUCUUCCCUCAGGCACCCCAACAUCAUACGCUUCCAUGAGGUGUUUGAGAGCCGAGAUAAGAUUGUGAUUGUGAUGGAGUACGCCAGCAGAGGAGAGCUGUAUGAUUACAUACAGGAGAGGAGGCGACUGCCAGAAACAGAAGCCCGCAGCAUCUUCAGACAGAUUACAUCUGCUGUCCACUACUGCCAUAAGAACGGGGUUGUGCAUCGAGACCUCAAGCUGGAGAACAUCCUUUUGGACCAAGAUUUGAAUGUAAAGCUGGCUGAUUUUGGCCUCUCAAAUAAUUUCCACAAGGGCACGCUGCUGCAAACCUACUGUGGAAGUCCGCUCUAUGCUGCCCCAGAGAUCGUGAAAGGGCUGCCAUACCAGGGGCCAGAGGUGGACUGCUGGGCACUGGGGGUGUUGCUGUAUGCCCUCGUUUACAGCAGCAUGCCAUUCGAUGGGGCCAGCCACACAAAACUCACAGAGCAGAUCAGCCAAGGUCGCUAUCGCAGACCCAACUCCCCCUCUGACGCCUGCGCUCUCGUCGACUGGUUGCUGACGGUGCGUGUGGAUGAGAGGGCCACGAUAGAGGACGUGGCUAACCACUGGUGGGUGAACUGGGGCUAUGAAGAGAGUGUUUGUGACUGCCCUUCAUUUCCACACCAAGAGUGCCCCUCUCCACUUCUGGCUCGCUACAUCGACUGGCAGAAUCAGGUUGCUGCUGCUAGCAGUUUGACGGUGGAUGCAGACUGCCUGUCCUCAGACUCUUCUGGUCCUCCUCAACACGCUUCCAACCCCUUUUACUUCAGCUUACCUCUGAAGCACGAAUGCGGGGGAGGUUCAAGGGUGCGCGGUGGAAUAUCGAGUCUUAGGAAGUCUCGCAAGGAGAAUGCGAUUCCCCAGACUGCACAGGGAGCUUGUGGUGACGUUUGUUUAGCAGCUGCUUCUUCCACUGUGAUUUCCUCCACUUCCACUUUUGAAAGAAAAAAGCCCAAAGGUAUUCUGAAACAUCAGAGGAGUUUAGAUUCAGUCUUUCACACCCCUCCCAGGGAUAACUCCCCCUCUCAGCUCUGUAACACUGCUCCCCAGCCCUGUCGAACACACAGUCUUACUCAUGCGUAUGUUGACGUCCUAUCAACCAGCCUUCCGUCUCCAACUACAUUCAGUCAGCCAUCGUCCAAAAUGCCCAAGAAAGGGAUACUAAAGAACUUGUAUGGUGGGGAGUCAGGUUAUGGUUCCUCAUCAGACAGAAGGGGCUCAGGUGUAGGAAGUACAGACAGUAAUGCAGGUGAGUCCUGUUCCCACAAACAACAAACAUGUCUCCCAGGAGUUGAAGACAGUCCCACAAUGCGCACAGAAGCAGUAAGAAGACGUAAGGGUAUUUUGAAACGUAAUGGAAAGUUUUCUCGCAGCCUGGAUCUUCCUGACAACCACCAGUCGUCUCCCUCUCCAACUCCUGCGAUAUUCCCAGAGGCUCUGCAGCAUCUCCUCCAGACUGCAGGGGAUGCCGAGGGCCGUCAUAGCCGCCCCUCCAGCGUGGUGAGCGAGGAUAGCCUCUUCUCCUCCGAUUCCUUUGAUCUGCUGGACCUUAGCUCCCAGUCACGUCGCAAGAUUUUCUCAAGAGGGGUGCGGCACAGCUCAGAGGACGAUUUGGAGCAGCUGAGAGGCGAGGCGGACAGUGUUGUUGGAGAACGACAAACAAAAAAGGAAACGCUGUAAUACGAAGCGUAAUAGAAACUUUAGUGUGCUGAAAAACUGGGUUUAAUUCCAGCUCUUCAGUUCAGUUUUAUGUGAUAAUCAGUGCCUGCCAUCUUGAAAAGACUUCAUGAACUCUAGAAAGGUUGCAUCUCAAGUACACAGACUCUCAUGACCAUUGCACUGCCGACGUAAAGCACCAUGUCUCGGCAUAUUUGAAGCGAUAAAUUAAAGUUUAGCCUCUGAUUGUUUAACUGUGUUCCUCCAAAUGGGACCUGAUUUCCAGCAGUUUGCAGAGAUAGGACAGAAUAGUCUGUUUAAUGGACUCGGUCUGACCUCACCUGCACAACAGACUCUCCUUGUAGAUUUUGCAGAUUGAUGUUGACAACUCUCAAAAUCUUUGUCUGAAUGCGGUCAUCUGCUAACGUGGCAAUCCAUGCAUCUUAGAUUUAUCGAACAAUCAUUGUAUGAGUAAGUCAAAAGACUUAAGGAUGUUUCCAUCCACCUGCAUUUUUUUUGACCAUUUUGGAUAUAAAAUCUGAGGUGUAAGUUCAGAAAAAAAGAAGAAAAAAUACUUUUAAAGUUAAAAAAAAUAUGUGUGUAUUGAUAACAGUGAAAUGUGGCAAAGUGCAAUUGAAACUAGCUUUUUAUACACUAAUCGUGCAUGAAGCAUGUCAGAUAGAAGCAUACAGUACGUAUGCGAGAACUAAUGGCGGGGGGGGGGGGCAUUAGUUAAAUUAAUAUAU